Messenger RNA from Xyrichtys novacula (pearly razorfish), 6756 nucleotides. The record is from the annotation of a GenBank genome assembly. NCBI's taxonomy places the organism in Eukaryota, Metazoa, Chordata, Actinopteri, Labriformes, Labridae.
AUGGGGUUAUACCGGAGGAAAAACGAGUCGGACCCUCUUGAGGUAGCGUCAUUCCUCAUUGAUCAGCUGGAGGGACACGGCCGGCUGCAUGGAUACAAGCUCCAUCACCUCAACUGCAUCCAAGCUGGAUAUGUUGUCACCCAAAGUACAGUGAGGCAUUUGUUAAAGUUUCUCGACCCCCGCGGUGUUGAACAGAGACGGAGAAAUCGCCUUACACAGCGCAUGUACUUUAACCCAGGACCUAAUUUCAUGUGGCAUGUUGACUCGUACGACAAAUUAAAACCAUUUGGUGUCUGUAUAAAUGGAGCAAUGGAUGGCUUUUCAAGACUUGUGAUAUGGCUACAUGCCUAUUCAACAAACAGCGAUCCCAAAGUAAUCGCUGGGUAUUUCAUAAAGGAAGUUGAGAGGAGGAUGGGGACAGCAUCCAGACUUCGGGACAGAAAAUGUAACCAUGGCAGAAAUGCAGAGGUUCUUGCGAUGGAGUACGGAUCAUCCUUGUCGCCGCCUUGUCACCAACUGUUACAUCGCUGGGUCCAGUAAUCACAAUCAGCGGAUCAAAAGCUGGUGGGCCUUUUUGAGAAGACAUCAUGCCCAGUACUGGAUGAAUCGUUUCCAGCAACUGAAAGACAAAGACUGCCUCUCUGGAGACUUCUUGGACAAGCAACUUAUAUUGUUUAGUUGCCUGGCCAUCAUCCAGGUAUGUCAGAUGCAUGUGCCAUCAUCUUGUGUGUGUGUGUGUGUGUGUGUGUGUGUGAUAUCUUGAGCACGAGAGAGAGAGAGUGAGCGCCCGUUAGCUAAUCAGAGGUGCACAGAGAAGAAUCUUUUUUUUUUUUUGAAUUAACAAAGUAUUUUCCAUAUUCCAAUAAUGGAUCCCAUUGAUGUAUUUUGUGAUUGAUCUAUAAUCUAACUAAGAUCUAAUCCGUGGUUCAAAACGUUACCAAACUUUGCCCUCUCGCGAGAUCUGUCCGAAAAUCUCACACGCACACUCUAGUGGUAUGAGUACACCGCCAUCUACUGGUCAAAAGCCAGUGGGCUUUCUAUUGCAGCUGUCAAAAUCCUAUGCCUAUAUAUUAAUAUAUUUUUUAUAUCUAUUUUUUUUUUUUACUACAUAGGAAGAACUGCAGCAAGUUGUACAUUUGUGGAACACCCAUGUUAUCCGGAGGAGCAGAAAUGCAGUGGCUCCAAGUGGACGUUCCAUUCUCAAGUACACCAUCCCUCACCUAUUUGGAGGACAAGAUCAUCUGAAAGAAGUCUCUCUGGCAGCAGUGGAGGCUUGUAAAGAGGAGUGCCAUCAGAGAGGACCUCAUCCUUGUGAUGAAACUGUAUUCAAUAUGUGUUGCCUUAUAAUGACAGAGAACUUCUUACACUCUCCCACCACACCAGAUGAAGCUAUAGAGCUGUAUCUUUUCCUGUGAGCAUGCAUUCUAAGAGACUUAGAAAUUACUUUGUGAUUUCUAUUGUUGAUGUGAUCCGUUUUGAACAUUUAAUGCAUGGGGAAAAGAAACAUCCCGACUAUGAUGUUUCUCAUUACCAUGUGAUUUGUACUUCAGGGGAAGGGUCACACAACAACACAACUCCAGGGCUCUUUCUUGUGCUUUCUUCCUCGGGGCUGCAUUUUUCUUUUUUACACGACACAUGCAGACCUAAGCAUGAAACAAAAUAUACUGUUUUAUUUUGUAGUAACAGCAUUCAGAUUUUCUUUCAAAUUGCUCUUUUACGUAACAGUACAUUAACAUGUAGAGCAUGUAUUGGGGAACUCAUUAGACAACUCAUAAUCGGGUAACAAGAGUAUAGAAAAGUAGUCAGAUCUUGAGCUGCAUUAUAGAAGAAAUAACAUCACGGAUGUGUUUUUUUCAUCAACUUGACAGGUAAAAAAAAUCCCUGUGCUUAUGUAUUAUUACACUGUGUAUCACAAAUGUAAACAUUAACAAAAUAAACAGUUUCCCAACAUUAAGGUGUAAGUCUACAUUCCUUUUGUAGCAACAUUUACAACCACUGUAGAAUCAAAUUGCUCUUUUACAUAACAGAGUAGAACAUUUAAUGGGAAACUCAUUAGAGAAGUCAUAAUCAUACAAGAGUAUAGAAAAGUGGUCAGGUCUUCUCAAUAACAAUUAUUAUUUUUCCAUCAACUUGACAAGUCAUAAAAUGCUCUGCUCUGAAUAUCUGUAGACAUUCAUUAGACAUACACAUUAGACAUGUGCACCAUUAUCUUAGAUGAGAUAAGCAUAUCAUUACAAAGCUAAACUAGGCUGAAUUUGUAUGAUGUUUUGUCAAUCAGUACACUGUCAAACUCAGUGCGUAGCUCUGGAUAGGAAGCGUAUGUCCAUGGUAGUUCCAGAACUGGACCACAUGUGUGUGCAACAGGUCUUCGUGCAAGUCCUUCAACUGCCGUGAACAUGAUGGUAAUUUUGCUUGCACAUAUGACAUCUGACCCUGUCACAAACCUUAAUACUCUUCGGAGACCUGCCUCAUCUAAGCCUCUGAUGUAUUGUUGCAAGAAACGAAAGCUUUGGGUCUCGGCUUGACUUGAGGGAGAGGCAUGUAGCAUUUUCAGAAGCCUUUUGGUUGUUGGCUUUUUGGCUUCAUACAUGUGCAGGACAUCUUGUGGGCUGGCGAGAGCUUCUCUUAGGGAGGAACCAGCAACGAAAGACAUCUUUUCUGAUGCAUAUCUUGGCUUUUGGAUCAACUGCUUGUGUGCCACUUUCAGAAGGAUGCCUUUUAAAUUCUUUUGUGUUGGAACUGCUGUUACGUCCAAACGGUCUAAAAGAUCUAUCAGCUCAUCCUUCUCCUCUUCUGAAAGUUCUCCGUUUAAGGCAGUGGUGAUCAGACUCCUGUCUGAAUGACUGACAUAUAGAAGAAGUCUAUCAAAAAGCACACCAUCGGAGACUUCCUGCUCACCAAAAAUAAGUGCCACUGUAAAAGCAGGGGAAAGGCAACAGGGAAAAUAGCCAUGGUCUUGAAAUCCCUUCAGUAGAAUUCGCUCAAUGGAUUUCCAUUCUUCUUCUUGCCACUUAGGACACAGAGAUUGAAUUCUCUGGUCCUCCCCUUCAGCUGUGUGGUCCAGUAGCUCGGUCCAAAAUGCAGCAUACACAUCCCUUGAGAUACCAUCUGCGUCAGCACCACUUUCAUCUAUGUAAGUGUAUCUAAGUUUAUGUUUGAGAAGUGCUGCAUCCUUGAAUUGGCCUAUCAUCUCCUCUAGAAGAUUGACCCUAUGAAGUCUUAUAGUGAUAAGCACAACAUCCAAUGAAGGAGUUGAACUUCUUGCUACCUCAUCUACAGAUUCAGAUUCUGCAGUAUCGUUGGCUGUUGGUGGAGGUGUGAUGGAAGCUUCAUCUUCUCUCAGUGCUGUGUCUGAAGUAGAGGAUGCUGCACUUACUGGGAGAGGCAUGCUGAUCAAUGUGUCGUUUCAGCUUGUUAUGGGAAUGAGGACUGAUGUGAUGAUAAGGUCCUCAUUGUUCUCCAAGUGAGGUAGAAAGAUCAAAGUAUCAUUCAUUUGGCCAGCCACAGGUUCUCCAAGAUAUGGGUCAAACAUAACCUCAGAUGUGUCUAGGUUUGCCUCAAUGUCAGAAGUUUGAAUAGGCUGGUCAUCUUCUUCCAACAUGUCAUUCAGUUGCUCAUCCUUGUUGUUUGAUGUUCCCAUAACACAUUCUUCAUCAUCCUUAUCUUCUGGGGUCUUAGUGCACAGGUAAAUUCUCAACACUCCCAUUCUAAGUAUGCUGUACAGUUCUCCAACUAUAAUAACAUCAUCAAAAAUAGCUUCCUCCUGAUAGUCUAAUAUGUCAUGACUAAAUGCUUCAAUUUUGCCUACUUUAUUUUCUCCCUUUGGGAAGAAAAUGUCUUUGGCAUACUGCAAGAUGUUCUCUUUUUUUUUGAGUCUUUCGGGACAUCAAGGGUCCUUGUUAACCCCCCCACCCCCCACCCCCCUCUACGUUUCCGGACUUGUUUACUCUCAUGGAUCCAUCCCAACUCAAUUUUUCUUGUUGGUUUCUCAGCCCAUUUGUUGUGUUUUGCAUACGUUCUUCUCCUUUUCUCCUGGUUAGUGUUAUCAUCAGUGUCACCAAUCCCCAUUCUUUGUUUGAGUUUGUCAAGCAAUGAUGUUUUUGUUGCUUGUUUUGUGCCAUGAUGUUGCCCAUGAUCCAAACAGAAGCGUCUUGCUGCAAUCCUGUCCCCGCAUGUAGGGAUGUAGCCAGCCAGGUUGUCAUCAUCCAUACAAUCAAUGACUCCAGCAUCAAUCUGUAAAGACAGACAUAAUAAUUACAAUUCACAAGACUACAUAAACACAGAGACAGGAAAGACAGGGUGGUAAUAGAUGGCAUUCGCUAUAACAAACUCGAGACUGGAUUUUAACUCCACAGUUGUAACUUCGUUUUUAUCCCUUAAUAUCCCUUUUAUCUCUUGUAUUCAUUAAAUUGAAUAUUAUUUCUGUGUAAUGAAGGUCAUCAAGUGUAACUUUGCUAAGGACGCCAGUCUGAUCAGCGCAGCACGGAGAAUAAAAACGAUGCAGGAUCUUUAUCUUAUGUUUCAUUUUUGCCUAUCCUGGACUAUCCUGGCUAAAAAUGAAACCUGCUGAUGAGAGCCUCUGACCCGCUGGCAACUGUGUUUUUCUCCCUCAGAAGCUGCGUUCCGAUCACCCUGCAGUUCCCUGCGAAGUGGACUGCGCACGAUAGACAUCUUAACUGAGGUUUCAAACCGCAGUGAACAGUUCAAAGGGAGCUGAGCCCUGCACAGGGAACAACUGAACAACAAUCGUACACUUCGCAGGGUAUUCCCUAAGCAGGGAGCAUGGUGCAGAUCGGAAAGCAGCAUGUAGUUGGUUAACAGGCUAGUUAGCUAACUAGCCUGGUAGCUAAUUAGCCUGUUACACAAUGCUUUAAUUAGAUGGUGAGUGGUCAAAAUUAGCUUACAUGAUCUUGUUCCAUCCAUUGGAGACAGUCCUCUGACACCCCACGACCUCGGAGAAAUCUGGACAGUGGAGAGUCCAUGGCGAUGUUCAAGCUCACUGAAGAGAGGCGUGUAUGAUUAGAUGGGUAUCACGUUAUUUCAAGAUUUGAAAUUUUCAUGUUAUAACCUGAUAACAUCUUAUCACGAAAUAACGUGAUACUUUCACGUUAUAACGUGAAAACUUCAUAUUAUGAAAUAACGUGAUAUUUUCACGUUAUAACGAUAUUUUCACGUAUAUCAUGAAAUAACGUGAUAUUUUUAUGUUAUAACGUGAAACGAUAUUGUUCUAACAAUAAACUUUUCACGUAAUUACGUGAUAAUGAGCCCCCAUUUUUUUUCUCUCGAUGUGGCAGCACCACGCUUCCGUACAGAUAUUUCCCUCAUCUCCAAACAUUUAAAUUUGUUCUACAGGAACAGACCUGGGCAUUUUACGGCCCGACUCUGACUGGCCCGCGAAAGGUUGCUUGGAAUUUAGAAAAUAAAACCUACUUUUGAAUUUUAAUGCGUGGACUGAACCAAUUGGAUGUAAAAACUGAUGCUUUCACUUUGAAGCCUGUUUAUUUAUGUACAGUGAGCGUAGCCUACGACGUCGUAUACGUAAUCCAUAAAACAAGUCAAUCAGUGCACAUUAUUAGCGGCCAUUUUCACCCCUCAACGAUGUACGGGCAUGUUAAAAAAAAGAAAGGAGGACGCUGAAGGCCGAAAGAUUUGGAGCACUAAAUAUUUGUCUACUGAAGUCGGCGGUAAACCCGUCUGUUUAGUUUGUGGUGAGCAGGUCGCUGUGUUCAAGGAGUACAAUUUGAGUCUGCAUUAUGAGACAAAACAUGCAGAGAAAUACAGACACUUGGCAGAGGCUGAGAGAGCGCAAAUUUUGGAAGACUUGCUAGCAAAGCUAGCAAAACAACAAGGCUAUUUUACCAAGCUACACACAGCCCGGGAUGUAGCGACCAAGACCAGCUUUGUAAUAUCCCACAAAAUCGCUAAAAACUGUAAGCCAUUCUUGGAUGGUGAGUUUGUGAAGGAGUGCUUAGUGGACUCUGCCACGCUAAUAUGCCCUGAGAAUAAAGACGCAUUUGAAAAAGUCCCGCUGUCCAGGCGAACCGUCACCAGAAGUGUCGAAGGCAUCGCGGAGGAUCUCAAACUUCAGCUAAAAAGUGGAGUUGAAUGUUUUGAGUUUUUCUCUUUGGCUUUGGAUGAGAGCUGUGAUGUCCGUGACACUGCCCAGUUACUGGUAUUUCUCUGAGGAAUAAGGCAGGACUUCAAGAUUACGGAGGAGCUGGCAGAAUUGAGGUCAAUAAAAGGAACAACAACAGGGAGCGAUCUGUUCAAGGAGGUAGAUGGUCAAGCUUGGACUAAAAUCGGACAAACUGGUAGGUGUCACUACUGAUGGUUGUCCGAAUUUGACGGGGAAAAAUGUCGGACUUUUGAAACAGAUCGUAGAUAAAGUGACUGAACUCGGCUCAGAGCAUAAGUUGGUGUUGAUACAUUGUAUUAUACAUCAGCAUGCGUUGUGCAGGUCUGUGCUAAAACUUAACCAUGUUAUUAAUGUUGUAACCAAAACGGUUAACUUUAUCAGGGCACGAGCAUUAAAUCACAGGCAGUUUGUUGCACUUUUAGAGGAGCAUGAGAAUGAACAUGGUGACAUCAGGUAGCACACAGCUGUCAGAUGGCUCAGUCUGGGCAAAGUGCUAAAAAGAUUUUGGGACCUGAAAACAGAGAUUCAAGAGUUUUGUAAAAACAUUGAGGAUGAAAUGCACCUGGUUUCCUCUCCCUUUACCUGCAGAGUAGAUAAUGCACCCAGUCACGUUCAGCUAG